Messenger RNA from Linum tenue, 2710 nucleotides. The record is from the annotation of a GenBank genome assembly. NCBI's taxonomy places the organism in Eukaryota, Viridiplantae, Streptophyta, Magnoliopsida, Malpighiales, Linaceae.
AUGGGCCUGUCAAAUCACAACUGUCAACCUUUCGUCAGAAAAGAAAAAGAGGAACGAAACGCUCAUUUCACAUUUCACGUUUUCCGUCGAGCAAAUCCCGACGAGCUGCCUGCGGAGGCUCCGCCGUGGCUACAUCCUCGCUGCGACCAACCCCCGCAUCAGUUGAUAGAAUCGGAAUCUCACCUCGAAUCCUCCCCAAUGUUGUGCUCAGCCCCCGGCGGGAAGCCGAGUUCAAAUUGGCUGGACCGACUCCGAUCCACCAAAGGCUUCCCCACCUCCGGCGACGUCGGACUAGACGACUUCCUUCUCACCAAACCCACCGCCGACGAAGACGCUUCCGAUUCCCCUACAUCCGAUGAUGCUGCCGCCUCCAAUUCCCUCGUUAACUCCAACUCCGUCGCGGAGCAAGCCCCCGAGAUUUCCGGCCGAAAUGGUGAAGGGGACUGGUUCGGCGUGAUGACCAAUGUUCUCUCCGAUCUCUUCUACAUGGGCGGACCCACCGGAAUCUCCGGGAAGAAGAGCGCCAGGAAGCAGACGAACCCUAAGUUCUGCGCCCUUCCUGCCUCGCCUGCGCUGCGGAAAGACGAGAAAGCGGCGGGCGCAAGGGCGGCUUCGCUCAAUUCCAACCGCAAUUCGAACAUUGUACGGUCUCAGCGCGGCGGGGAUUGCGCGGAUGAGGUCGAUGAGGAGCAGGAUAAGGGCGAGUGCCGCCGUGGCGACGGUGAAGGGUGUGGAGGGGAUAGAGAGCUGAAAGGGUACUCGCGGAGUGAAGUGACGGUGAUUGAUACAAGCUACGAGGUGUGGAAGUUUGACAAGCUGGUGUUCAGGAAGAGGAACAUUUGGAAAGUGAGGGACAAGAAGGGCAAGUCGUGGCUGUCUGCUGCUGCGAAGAAGAAGAGGAAGAAGGGGAGUGGUGGGCUGGAUUCUGAGUUUGAUCAUGGAAGUGUAUCCGGUGGAGCCAAGAAGAAAGCUAAGGUCUUGAAUUUCCACUCCACUGUGGUUGCCAUUGGUGGAAAUUGUGUGUGGCCUUCUGAUGAUGGUCAGAAGUCACAGGAUGAGGAAAUGGAAGAUGUUCCCACACAAGUAGGAGUUAAGCUUGGCCAACUUCCUAGAAUCAACAGGCAUGACAUCUUAUCCGAAUCUUCGAUGUUGUGCAUAUUCUCCCACUCCGCAACUAAACUUCAAUUCCCAGCUCCACCACGGCCUCAUCUUCAUCAGCAGUUCCACGAAGCUUCAGUACCUCAGCAGCUGAGACCGCCAGUUUUAGCACCUGCAGCUUUCUUCCCUCUCGUCAAAUUUGCUCCUUUUCGUUGCUGUUGUCUCGCCUCUUCUGUGGAAGGGCAGAAAGAUGUUGGUUUACUUCUCUUCCAGCUGUUUGGAGAGAUGGGAUUGACGGAUAGAGAGACCGAGGUGGUACUGGAGCGUAACCCAGUUCUCAAGUUCACAGCUUUAGAUUCCGCGCGAGCGCGGUUGUCACUUCUGCAGGCUGUUGGAAUCAAAGGACUGGAACUGUAUCGGCUGAUUACCAAAAGACCCACUGUGCUCGUAGCAGAAGAAGUCGAUGAAUUUCUACGCUUUUUCCUCUCCGGAUUGCCGGAGCUCGUCGACCCAGCACAGCUCAGGCGGCUGCUAGUCGCCGUCGAACCCAGAUCCUUACUCAAUUUCCCGGAAAAGGUCGAGCUGCUUCUCGAAAGUGGAGUUCCUCAAGGCAAAAUCGUCCACGUUCUCAACAAUGUCAAUUUAGCCAAGGCCCUUGCUUUCAAACCAGUUGCCGAGAUCCGUAGAACGGUAGAGUUCUUGACUCGGUACGGCGGAGGAAGCGUCCAGAUGAUCAUCAAACGGCCGCAGCUUCUGAACUUCGACCUGGAAACUCAGCUGAUCCCACGAGUGGAGUUUCUGAAGCAGCUGAGUGGUGGAGAUGAAGAAGCCACAGGGAUGGUGCUCCGGAAACUACCAGCAUUCCUCAGCUAUAGUGUCGAACAUGUGGAAGGUCACGUCGAAUUCUUCAGGUCAUUUGCAGGCCUAACCGACCUCCAGAUCUUCAGGAUCUACCUCGUGUUCCCCAACGUGAUCAGCGCGAGCAAGGAGCGAAAGCUGCAGCCGAGGAUCGAGUUCCUGCAGCAAUGUGGGUUGAACUCUGAAGAAAUGUCCAAGUUCCUGACCAAAGCUCCACUGCUGCUCGGCUUGUCUUACGACGAGAACCUCGUUCACAAGCUCGUGUUCUUGGUGAAGAUCGGGUAUGGCUAUCCCACCAAGGAGCUGGCUGCUGCGAUGGGGGCUGUGACGAGAACGAGCUGCGAGAACCUGCAGAAGGUGAUAGGGGUGUUGUUGAGUUACGGUCUGGCUUGUGAAGAUAUUCUCACCAUGAGCACGAAGCACCCGCAGGUUCUGCAGUACAAUUACGAGUCGUUGGAGAAGAAGAUGCAGUACUUGACCGAAGGAAUGGGGCGCGAUGUCGGAGAGCUGCUCGCUUUCCCCGCAUUCCUUGGGUACAACCUCGAUACCCGGAUUAAGCCGAGGUAUGAGUUCAAGAGGGAUACUCUCGGCGAAGGGCUGUCGAUCAACAAGCUGCUGACCAUGUCUGCUGGCAGAUUUUCUGAUGGUAAAGGAGUCAAAUCGUAACAUUCUUGUUGUGUAUCAGAACCAUUGUCUAUCAAUGUUCAUUCUAUAUGUAAUCUCAUUUUAGCUCGCUAGGAAAGAAAUGCAGAUG